GUGAUUUCACUUUGUUCGGAGCAUCGUUUCUUUUUAAUGAACUUGGAACCUCUCUUCACCUUUGUACACACUCUUGUUAAAAACACUGUGUCAGGAGCUAGAGGAUCACAUCAACGGACCGAACAGAACUGUACAGACCAUGGCUUCUGCUGUCAAUCCGGAUUUGGAGAGAGAGAGAAAGAGGGCCACUUUUGACCGGGAGACUCUCACAAAUUUCUUAUAUGGAGGGGCUCAAAAAAAGCAAAGAAGGCGUUACUUAAAAAAUGCUGUGUUCAGUGACCCAGAAUACCAGGCGAUGAAAUCCCGGGUCUUCUGUAGUCGGGAAGAGCUGUAUGCCCUCCAUUUGCAGAAAUACAGCAUAUUCAGGCGGAUACAGGAAAAUCUUAACAUUACAGACCAGGAAGAAUGUUUUAUUAUCAGACAAGCUAUUGGGCCCAAUGAAUACUAUGCCAUCGGUGUCCAUGGUUUCAUGUUUAUCCCUACCAUACAGAAACUUGGCACAGAAGAACAGAAAAGAAAAUGGCUGCCAUUAGCAGAGAACCUCACAAUUAUCGGAACGUACGCCCAAACAGAACUUGGUCACGGUACCUUUAUAAGAGGUUUGGAGACAACUGCGACCUAUGAUCCCAAGACCCAAGAAUUUGUAUUGAACUCACCAACCAUUACUUCCAUGAAAUACUGGCCGGCCAACUUGGGGAAGACUUCCAACUAUUGUGUGAUAAUGGCAGUACUGAACACACAAGGAAAAAAUCAUGGCCUCCAUUCCUUCAUGGUACCCCUCAGGGACCUGAAAACUCACAAGUCGCUACCAGGAGUUGAAGUGGGUGACCUUGGACCAAAGUUCGGCUUUAAUGAAAACGAUAAUGGUUUCCUUAGACUGCACCAUGUGAGGAUUCCUCGGGACCAUAUGCUCAUGAGAUAUGCUAAGGUAGCGGAGGACGGGGCCUUUACCGUCUCCACAAAUGAGGGAUCUCGUCUGACAUACGGUACGAUGUUGUUUGUACGUGCGAUGAUCGUGUCAGGAACUUCCACCGUCUUGGGUAUGGCGUGUACCGUAGCAACUAGAUACUCCGCAGUGAGGAGACAGACAGAGGUGUCACCAGGUGGGCCAGAAGCACAGAUUAUGGACUACCAAACCCAGCAGUACAAAUUGUUUCCCCUGAUAGCGACGGCCUAUGCCUUCCGUUUUACUGGGCAUAGUAUAUUUAAUUACUACACAACUAUCAAUGCCAAUAUAGAGAAGGGAAACCUGGAAGACCUUCCUCAGCUUCAUGCACUGGCUGCUGGGCUUAAGGCCUUCUGUACAUCAGUGGCUGCAGAUGGUGUGGAGAUUUGUCGCCUUGCAUGUGGCGGUCAUGGUUAUUCACAUGCCAGCGGCCUUCCGUGGAUGUAUACCAAGGCAACAGUUGAAUGUACAUAUGAGGGGGAAAACACAGUCAUGUUCCUUCAGACAGCUAGGUACCUGGUGAAGUGCUACAAUCAGAUGAAAAUGAAGAAGAGUCUCCCAAGCUCUUUUGCUUACAUCACAGACAAUCUGAGCGGCAAGUCUGACCUUGACAACAAGCUCAAUUUUGAUAGUAUCAUAGAGGCCUACGAACACAGAGCAGCAAGACUAAUCAAGGCAGCCGCACUAAACAUAACUUUCUGGAUGAAGGCGGGAAAUAAGGUGUGGGAUUCCACCAACAAGAGCUCUAUACAGAUGGUGUGGGCCGCUAAGGCAAGCUGUCAUCUGUUUGUGGUGAAGACCUUCAUCAAUCUUGUGACCUCUGCAAACCUUGACCCCAAGGUCAGGACAGCUCUGACAACCUUAUGCAGACUGUAUGCUGUCAAUGGAAUGAUAGAGAACAUGGGACAGUUUUCUCAAGACGGGUUCCUCAACGAGACCCAGAUCAACAUGUUGAACGGACGGUUGUCUGCUUUAUUGGAGGAGGUGAGGGCGAAUGCCGUCGCCUUUGUUGAUGCCUUUGAGUACCACGACAACGAGUUACACAGUUGUCUCGGACGAUACGACGGACAGGUGUACGAAGCCUUGUACAAGUACGCCAAGUCGUCUCCCCUUAAUGACACAGAUGUACAUAGUUCCUUCCAUAAGUACCUCGCACCAUUGAAGAAGGAAAGCAAAUUGUAGACCAGUGCAUCGAACAUUCAAGUGUGUGCUUUACACUUUAGUCUGUAAUAGACAAAACAUUACACGAGAGUGGUCUCUCCUUGCUUUACUCAAGCAUCAUGUAUACAAUUAAAACUGAAACGAUAAUGGAAUAAUAUUCCUGUGGAGGACCAAGCAUUGACUUAAAGGAACAAUUAGUAAUAUUAGGUGUUAUUUUCAUAAUUAUUAAAAAUAAAAUUUAAAAUAUAACUGCUUAGAUUUAAAAUGAACAAAAAUAGGUGAUUUAACUCAUUCUUUUGCAGUUUUCCUGGAAAUACAUAAUUUGAGAAUUUAACAUUAAUUGUCAACAAGAUAAUUACAAUGAUACACUUUCCCCCCAGAAGAGCAAGAGUUUAAAUUCAUAAGAUGAAAAUAAUUAAUAUCAUGUAUACCACAGUAUUUCUUAUUUGAACAUGCAACUGAAGGGGAUAUUUCAUUUUAAAUAUUUCCUGAAAUUUUAAUUGUGCUAUUUGAAGUUUCUGUACAUUGUUUUGUUGUAUAAAUUGUGUGUACACCUAUUCAUCAUAACACUAAUCUGUUUAGACAGCAUGAUUGUGCUAAAAUUUGUGAGCAUUAGACAGAUUUUAUAUUUUCAGUUAUUCAAAAUUGUAAUGAUAUUUAUUUACAGCAUUAGUGUUAUUACAUGGAAACGACUUAUUAAAAUAGAAUUUUGAAAAAAACCCACUAAAAUCAGGACGGGAUAAGAUGAUUUUAUAUUUCAAAUAAUUUAGAUACAGUUUUUUGUAUACAUUGCCAUGUUUUCAUUGUAAUUUUGUUAAAACUAGGCUGCAGUCGUUUAUCGCAAUCCAAACGGUUGAACCUUUUGGACCAGAGUUGUUAUUGUAUGAAAUAAGGUCGGACCUAGUGAUCUGAUGCUGCUUUCAGGAGAGCCUUGACAAAGCCUUGCAAGUUUUGCAUACACUUCUGUAGGUCUGCCAGGACUUAAUGUAUAACAUGAAAUGUUCGUUGUAUAUAAACAUUUGUGGUUUUCGUGGUUGUAAUUGAACCACUAAAAUAAAAACAACGAAUUGGAAUUAUAUACGUGUCUACUGUUUAUUAAUAAAGGAUAUCCGUGAAAGUUUGUACCACGAAACAAUCUUAAUGGCUUCAAACCAUGAAGAAAAGCACCAACGAACAUUUCGUGUUAUACAGUAUAUACCCCAAAAAUGUUACAUUUAAAAAAAGACAAACUGUUUGAACCAGGUUUGCAAAAGAGGCUCUAGGCUAUGAUCAACAUUCUGCAGUAAAACCUUAAUGUAAUGCGCCUUUGUUUGAUUUGUCACCUCUCCUAGCGCUCCAACAUACUGUAUACCGGAAAAUGUUCACCUUGCCAAACUUUAGCCCUUCACUUGUAAAAUCCAUAUUCACCCAAUGUUUAUUUUGCCCUUUAUAUUCAGUGAUGUAAUCAUUUAUGUUGAUUACUAAUAUACCUUGAAAUGAUUCAUUUGCCCUCGUUACAGAGGGCGAAAUUAAGGUUGAAAAUUACUAUAUAGUGCUUUGAAUUUGCAGGGUCAACAUUUCGCAGUUUCGUAUUCAGUACAUAUUUGCAGAGGAUAAAUUUCGCUGUGCACCCGAAUCCAAUGUGUUGUGCAAAGUAUUUUUUGAGUGUCAUUAUUUGAGGGUUAAACCUUGAAAUACAGGUAAACCGUUUGAAAACACUGAUCUCGAGUGUCGUCCUCCGCCAGUGACUUCACUCGAAAGAAAAUC
This is a messenger RNA of Mizuhopecten yessoensis (Yesso scallop), 3853 nucleotides long. RefSeq names its product peroxisomal acyl-coenzyme A oxidase 1-like. NCBI's taxonomy places the organism in Eukaryota, Metazoa, Mollusca, Bivalvia, Pectinida, Pectinidae. Gene Ontology annotation, molecular function: FAD binding; acyl-CoA oxidase activity; fatty acid binding. Gene Ontology annotation, cellular component: peroxisome. The record is from RefSeq and is a predicted model, not a curated record. Gene Ontology annotation, biological process: lipid homeostasis; fatty acid beta-oxidation using acyl-CoA oxidase. The transcript is spliced from 15 exons. Bases 140 to 2128 code for a protein of 662 amino acids.